Molecule: messenger RNA, 234 nt
Organism: Coniophora puteana RWD-64-598 SS2
Lineage: Eukaryota; Fungi; Basidiomycota; Agaricomycetes; Boletales; Coniophoraceae
Exons: 4
Source: RefSeq, a predicted model, not a curated record
CAGGUCGUCAACUCCCCGCACAAAGCCGCGCUCUCGCAUGAGCUCGUCGCUGCCGCUGCCUCCUACGAGGCCAUGAAGGCGUACGAGAAGCACGUCCAGGCCCAGGGCCACCCCGACAGCCACGCCAAGGCGAAGGAGCUCAUCGCAACAUUCAGCGGCGGCUUCGUCGACCGUAUGGUCGAGACCAAGGGCCUCGACUUCAUCGACAAGCAAAAGGCAAAGCACCAGGCGACU